Cylindrotheca closterium is the source of this 474-nucleotide messenger RNA. The record is from the annotation of a GenBank genome assembly. NCBI's taxonomy places the organism in Eukaryota, Bacillariophyta, Bacillariophyceae, Bacillariales, Bacillariaceae.
AUGCUUCGCCUUAAUCGAUUUCUUUCCCUCAUUGCGCUAUUGCUUCUAAUCGCAGUUUCCUGUCAUGCAGAAGGCGAUUGUGCCAAUGUGAACGAGGAAGGACUGUGUGCCAAUCCAGACGCCGCAACUGAUGAGGUGACAGAGGAAGCCGUAGCCACAGAAGCCACCGAGGAAGAUCCCAAUUGUCCUUCUAGAGCCUAUGUGAUCCGCUGUGCUGGGAAAUAUUUGGACACCAACCAAAACGGAAAAUUGGAACGGGCUGAAUUGGAAACCGCUAUCAACAGUCUCCCAUGGUAUUCUCGAGGUCUCCUUCAAAUCCUUGGUUCGGUCGACAAAAUGAUGAAGAAGUGUGACAUGGAUGGAGAUGAUGCGAUUUCAAUGACAACCGAUAUGGAGCAAAAUAAGGACCAAUGCUUGGCUACAUGCUUCAAGAGAAAAGCCUUCAAGAGCGCAUUCUUUCCCGACUGCGAAUAG